AUGGAAAUAGAAAUGGAACCCGAGAGGAAAGGAAGGCUGACUCUGGUCUUGGCUGGAGCUACACUCAUCUCCACCUUCGGCUCCUCCUUCCAGUACGGAUACAAUGUGGCAGUGGUCAACUCUCCAUCCUUUUACAUGCAGAGUUUCUACAGGAGGGCCUAUUUUGAUCGCUAUUUGGAACCCAUGGACGAGAACCUCCUGACCCUCCUCUGGUCCCUCACCGUCUCAAUGUUCCCUCUCGGAGGCUUCUUUGGAUCGCUAAUGGUUGGCCGCAUGGUCAACGCAUUUGGAAGGAAAGGAGCCCUGCUCUACAACAACUUCUUCUCCAUUGUCGCUGCCAUCAUGAUGGGGACGAGUGAGAUUGCAACAUCCUUCGAGAUGAUUAUCGUCGCACGUUUCCUAGUGGGCAUUUGCGCAGGCAUCUCCUCCAAUGCGGUGCCCAUGUACCUGGGGGAACUGUCCCCAAAGAACCUGAGAGGUGCCAUCGGCAUAGUGCCCCAACUCUUCAUCACUAUCGGCAUCCUCACCGCACAGGUCUUUGGCAUACGCAACUUCUUGGGCAAUGGAGCAGGCUGGCCCCUCAUGCUGGCCCUGACUGGAGUGCCUGCAGUGCUGGAGCUCCUGCUACUUCCCUUCUUCCCCGAGAGUCCGCGCUACCUGCUCAUCCAGAAGGGCAACAAGGACACGGCAAAGCAAGCUCUGCAGAGGGUGCGUGGCUGGGAGGAUGUGGAGGAUGAGCUGGAUGAGAUGCGCAUGGAGGACCAGUCGGAGAAGGCUGAGGGCCGUCUGUCUGUCCGCAACCUCUUCUCCUUCCGCUCGCUACGCUGGCAACUCAUCUCCAUCGUCAUCAUGAACAUGGGGCAGCAGCUCUCGGGGGUUAACGCGAUCUAUUAUUAUGCAGACAAUAUCUUCCAAUCUGCUGGUGUGAAUCCCAAUGACAUUCAGUAUGUGACAAUUGGCACAGGAAGCGUGAACGUCUUCAUGACUAUUGCUGCGGUCUUCAUCGUGGAGGCCUCGGGCAGGAAGCUGUUGCUUCUCCUGGGCUUUGGGAUCUGCUGUGGUGCCUGCUUCGUCCUGACCGCUGCCCUUAAGUUGCAGGAGAGUGUGAGCUGGAUGCCGUACCUUAGCAUCACCUGUGUGAUCAUCUAUGUCAUUGGGCACGCCAUCGGACCAAGUCCUAUUCCAUAUGUCAUCACUGCGGAGGUGUUUCGUCAGUCCUCCAGACCGGCUGCUUUCAUGGUUGCUGGCUCUGUGCACUGGCUUUCGAACUUCACCGUGGGAUUGGUCUUUCCCUUCCUAGAGGAAGGACUGGGCCCAUUCAGCUUCGUCAUCUUCGGUGUGAUCUGCCUGCUCACCCUCAUAUACAUCCAGAUCUUCGUCCCCGAGACCAAGAAUAAAACCUUCCAGGAGAUCAGCCACCUGUUUGCCAAGAGGAAUGGGGUGGAGAUCACGGAGGAAAAGGCCGAGGACGGAGGGGAUAGCAGCAGCAGUAACAGUAGCAGCCGAGGCGAGGAGGUGGAGGUUGGGAAAGAGACACGAUUUUGAGAAGCGAUGAAAGGACUUUAGUUCCAAGUUCCAAGGACUUUACUUC
Molecule: messenger RNA, 1591 nt
Organism: Engraulis encrasicolus (European anchovy)
Lineage: Eukaryota; Metazoa; Chordata; Actinopteri; Clupeiformes; Engraulidae
Product: solute carrier family 2, facilitated glucose transporter member 5-like
Exons: 12
Coding region: 1-1545 (514 amino acids)
Biological process (GO): monosaccharide transmembrane transport
Cellular component (GO): plasma membrane
Molecular function (GO): hexose transmembrane transporter activity
Source: RefSeq, a predicted model, not a curated record